Messenger RNA from Neltuma alba, 1867 nucleotides. Its product is annotated as betaine aldehyde dehydrogenase 1, chloroplastic. Gene Ontology annotation, molecular function: oxidoreductase activity, acting on the aldehyde or oxo group of donors, NAD or NADP as acceptor. NCBI's taxonomy places the organism in Eukaryota, Viridiplantae, Streptophyta, Magnoliopsida, Fabales, Fabaceae. The record is from RefSeq and is a predicted model, not a curated record. Bases 123 to 1634 code for a protein of 503 amino acids. The transcript has 15 exons.
UUUAAAGUUGCACCUACCUUAUCAUUUUCUUAUAAUCAGGCAAAUUAUCACCACAAAUCUUGCAGUUGUUGCUACUGAGCUCUGUUAUAUUUGCAUUGCAGAGAGAGGAAAGCAAAGCGAAGAUGACGAUCACUGUUCCCAGCCGACAGCUGUUUGUCGAUGGCGAGUGGAAAGAGCCAAUCCUCAAGAAACGAAUUCCUAUCAUCAAUCCCUCCACUGAACUCAAAAUUGGAGAUAUUCCAGCUGCUACGGCGGAGGAUGUGGAGCUUGCAGUGGCUGCUGCUCGGAGAGCCCUGAUCAGUAAGAAGGGUAAACAUUGGGCAACAGCUUCUGGGUCCGUUCGUGCUCGGUAUUUGCGAGCUAUCGCUGCUAAGAUAAUAGAAAGGAAGUCUGAACUGGCAAAACUUGAAGCAAUUGAUUGUGGAAAACCACUGGAUGAAGCAUUGUGGGACAUGGAUGAUGUUGCUGGUUGCUUUGAGUACUAUGCUGACCUCGCUGACGGAUUGGAUGCAAAACAAAAGGCUCCCAUACCUCUUCCCAUGCAAACCUUCAAGAGUCAUGUUCUUAGGGAGCCCGUUGGAGUCGUUGCAUUGAUUACUCCUUGGAACUAUCCUCUAUUAAUGGCUGUGUGGAAAGUUGCUCCUGCCUUGGCUGCUGGUUGUACUGCAAUAUUGAAGCCAUCUGAGUUGGCAUCUGUGACCUGUUUGGAGCUGGGUCAGAUAUGUAGAGAUGUGGGCCUUCCUUCAGGUGUCUUGAAUAUUCUAACUGGAUUAGGCCCUGAAGCUGGUGCUUCUUUGGCAUCACAUCCUCAUGUAGACAAGAUUGCCUUUACUGGAAGCACUAUGACUGGGAGCAAGAUUAUGUCAACAGCAGCUCAACUGAUCAAGCCUGUUUCACUAGAGCUUGGUGGAAAAAGCCCAAUUGUUGUUUUCGAGGAUGUUGACCUUGAUAAAGCUGUUGAAUGGACCAUGUUUGGCUGCUUCUGGACAAAUGGUCAGAUUUGCGCUGCCACUACCCGUCUUAUUAUACAUGAAAGCAUAGCCGAACAAUUUUUGAAUAGGCUUGUGAAAUGGAUUAAAAACAUCAAGAUAUCAGAUCCCUUGGAAGAAGGUUGCAGGCUAGGUCCAGUCGUUAGUAAAGGACAGUACGAAAAGGUAUUGAAGUUCAUCUCAACUGCUAGGAGUGAGGGGGCCACAAUUUUGACUGGUGGAUCUCGCCCUAGGCAUUUAAAUAAGGGUUUUUUUAUUGAACCAACUGUCGUUACGGAUGUAACUACCUCUAUGCAAAUUUGGAGAGAAGAAGUUUUUGGACCUGUUCUAUGUGUAAAAACAUUUAGUACUGAGGAAGAAGCUAUUAAACUAGCAAAUGACACCCAGUAUGGCUUAGCUGCUGCUGUGAUAUCAAAUGACCUAGAAAGAUGUGAACGCUUAACAAAGGCUUUUCAGGUGGGAAUUGUAUGGAUCAAUUGCUCUCAGCCGUGCUUCACUCAAGCCCCAUGGGGAGGCAUUAAACGUAGUGGAUUUGGUCGUGAAUUAGGAGAAUGGGGGCUUGAAAACUAUUUGAGUGUAAAGCAAGUGACUCAAUAUACAUCAGAUGAACCUUGGGGGUGGUACCAGUUUCCUCCAAAGCUGUGAUAGCUGACCAUGUAAAUUAAUUAAUCAUAAUUUGUUGUAUUUAAAACCGACGCGGAACUCGGAAGGACGAAUCUGAGUCUUCAAAUUUAAGUUUCUAAAACAUAUUAUGAGACUGGUUUGUGGUCAAGUUUAUGCUUUGCUGUGCUCUUAAUUUGGUCAUAGCAUAUUAUAUUAUCAGUUCUUCCUUGUAUGGUUGCAUUUGAGCAUAGAUGAGUUGAAGGGAAUUAGUGUUA